AACUCAGAAUCGACAUUUCCUCAAGAGUAGUGAGAGUUCAUACCCUAAGCUUUCUCCACAAGUACCCAAAAACUCUUAUCAUAUAGUAUCAAAAUUCCAGUAGUAAAUUUGCAGUGGGAAGUCCUGCAAUUACCUGUUUGUCUAAAAAAUGAAGUUUUUUAGUUGGAUGAAAAGCAAAAUGAAUGGCAAGGACAACACCAUCAAGCCGGAGCCAGAACUACCAUCUUAUCAUCUCCGCAAAGAAGAAACUUCUGGUUGCUCCAGCAGCUUGCUGUCGAUCGGCACAUUCGGAAACAAGCUCGAAGACUCAGAUGAGAAGGCCAACGCCGAAGAAAUCUCAGCGCAGGAAUUUGAGGAGGAGUUGAGAUCACUACUAAACGAGCAUGCUUCCACUUCUUCAGAGCAUUUUGAUCUGCCAAUAGACAAAAUGCUGGAGAGUUUUGGAGUGAAGGAAGAAGAAAGGGAAGUUGCAGUCGUCCAAACCACAGGGAAAGAUAUUCCCUCUUGCACUAGAAAAGGGAAAGGCAGCAUGUACACAAAAUCCAUAUCGUUUCUUCUUAGAAAGGCGUUUCUUUGUGGAGGUGGAUCCAUCCUAAGAGAUCCAUUUCUGGAUACAUCAAGAAUGGACAAGAUAAUCAAGGCUGUGAUCCCAAAGAAGAAACAUCCCCUAAGGCAGAAAUACUUGGAGAAAAAUCGGACCACAAACGAGCAAGAACGAGGAGAGGCCAGUAAUGCAAAUAAUUGGGUAAAGACAGACUCGGAAUAUAUUGUUCUAGAUCUAUGAGAGCUAUGAUUCGUGUGUGCAUAUCAGCUGCAAAUUAAAGGUAAUUCAUUUCAUUCCAUGCUUCAAAACUCCUCUUCAGAGUUCUGUUUCUUUAAUUUAUUGUCGUUUACUUUCAAAUUGGAUGUCCAUGAACCGUGAUAAUCAUAACCUCGCUGCCAUUAUUAAGCGGCGUUGGCAGACACUUGUGCUUUUAAUUUUUGGAGUGAAGAACUCAAUCCAUUGGUAAAAAUAAAGGGUAAUUGCGCUUAAAAUGCCCUA
This is a messenger RNA of Salvia miltiorrhiza (redroot sage), 1042 nucleotides long. Its product is annotated as protein NEGATIVE GRAVITROPIC RESPONSE OF ROOTS-like. The transcript is spliced from 5 exons. The coding region runs from base 149 to 784 and encodes 211 amino acids. Gene Ontology annotation, biological process: gravitropism; regulation of growth. The record is from RefSeq and is a predicted model, not a curated record. NCBI's taxonomy places the organism in Eukaryota, Viridiplantae, Streptophyta, Magnoliopsida, Lamiales, Lamiaceae.